AUGUCUACCACCAGUCUACCAGCAUACACUGGGCGCCUGUCGUUCCAGGGUACGCCGGCCUAUUCAGCUGAGCCGCACGCCUAUGAGCAACGCCUCGCUCUAAACCGCCCAGUUCUGAGGCCGGAAGGGAGCUUUGUCAAGCAGUCGAAGAAUGUGAGCCUCCGUCUCUACGCUCAGGACAACAACGCGAGCCUUCCAAUCUACGGGUGCGGCGCUGCCGUUGAGGGCGCCGUUACUUUAUCAGGUGUGGAGGGGGUCACUGCCGUUGAGGUCAAGAUUGAGGGCAAUUUGCACCUGAGGGAAGUCGGAGAAGGCGGAACGACGACCUACAAGCUUUGUUUAGAGAAAGUCACGCUUUGGAGCAAGGAGAUGGACUCGGAAUCCUGUCCUUCGAUGCUCGAGUUCAGCUUGACGUUGCCCACAACGUUCUCGGAUGACAAGGACACCUACCCACUACCGCCGACUCACGACGUCCAUCUGUCCGGCGUGCCUGGAUUCACGGCCGCAACAGAAUACAAAGUGAGCGUGUCAGUGACAAAGAGCAAAGCAUCGCAGCUCCUGCGGAUAGGCAAUGGGUCGGUUUCUGUCUUUCGUGAAAGAUUUGCUAGAGUUGACGGUCAGCUUAUCGCAAGGCACGUCUCGACCCCCUUCAUCUACUACCCACGAUCACGCCCGGGCGUGCCACUCCCGGCGCCGAUGCGCCAGUCGUUCGACAACUUCAAGUUCAUCGAAACGCCGGAGUGGCAGCGCUGGGAGUCGGUGAUGAAGGCGCGGCUUGCCGGUGGCAUGGACAUCCUCUGUCAGCUGUACAUACCUGCGUCCCGGGUAUACAGCAUCACCCAGCCUAUUCCGUUCCAUGUCAUGUUCAGCUCAUCGGCGUUCUCCUUGGCGGCGUUCCUCCCGUACGGGCCCACCGCGACAAUCCUCGCGCCGAACAAGCAAUUUACGCGGCUGCGCGUCGUCAGGAAGUCGACUGUGGACGUUCGGAACGAGUUCAUCUUGGGAACGAAGACAGAUAUCUGGAGGGUAGACCCCAUCGGCGAGGGUGACUUCAAGCACUCUGGUGAUGGUCAUGAAUGGCUAUGCUUUAACGGCGAGAUACGCCUGGAUAAAGACGUGAAGGUCGGAAGCUUCAAGGCCGGCGGCCUUAGUGUCAGGGAUUUCCUCGAGUUCACGAUGCAGCCACCGGAGCCGUCGAAAGCUCCGUUCAAGGAGAUGCGCUUGGUGAUUCCGAUCCAUCUGACUACAGACGCGUGGUCGGUGGAUAGCAUGGCGCAAGCCGUCGUGAACAACUGGACGCCUCCGAGCCCUCCUGAUUCGACUCACGAAGGACAGGCGAUCUGA
Dichomitus squalens LYAD-421 SS1 is the source of this 1344-nucleotide messenger RNA. RefSeq lists its product as uncharacterized. Bases 1 to 1344 code for a protein of 447 amino acids. Lineage: Eukaryota; Fungi; Basidiomycota; Agaricomycetes; Polyporales; Polyporaceae. The transcript is spliced from 7 exons. The record is from RefSeq and is a predicted model, not a curated record.